AUGUCUUCCGUAUUCAUUGCCUUUUGCUUCGUUAAAACUAUUAGCGGAAAUGACAAAUUCUUAACUGGAACUGCAGUAUAUCGUGCAAAUAGUACUGAGGAUGAAUUUAGAGAACUAACCUAUAAAGGUUUUACUGGAAAUUCUGAAACUUUGAUAAUUGAUUUUGAAAAAAAUUCUAUCCUCAGUCUUAUUCAAACUAUACCGCUUUCUUCCCCUCAACAUGAUUCUACUUGUGCUCCAGAAGACCUUCCGUAUGCCUUUUCACUCUUGCUUUAUACUGCUCCUGCUGUUACUAAUUCAUACAAAUUUAAUGAUACUAUUGGAAGACAAAGUUUUAUGUUGUCAAAAAAACUUUACAACCCUGUAACUAGCCAAAAAGGUAUUGAAUCUGAUGUAAUCGUAUCUUACACCAACGCCAAUGGUAGAUACGAUUCUCUCAAAGAUAGUUUAAAAAAAAGUGUCAUCUCCGCUGUUGGAAGAUUGAAACUCAACUCUAAUAGUAAGAUCCCUCAUAUAAUUUCCUCGGAAAUCGAGUGGAGUUAUGCCGCGAAUGACCCGAAAUCAUCAAACCAAUCUUCCGCUGAAAAAACAAAAUCUAAAGAAUUUAAUGAUCAACUUGAUUUAAUUGAAGAACAAUACAAUACAAUGACCUCUCAAACCUCUAAUAAAAGAAGAAGAGUUGGCCUCUUUUCUUCCUCUUCCAAAUCCUCUACCGAUAAACUCCAAAAUGUAGAUCUUAAAGAACUUGCAGAGCAAAUUCGAAACACUGCCCCUGAACCACAAAACCCUCCCAAUGAAUCUUCAGAUAAAAACUAA
Dentiscutata erythropus is the source of this 816-nucleotide messenger RNA. The record is from the annotation of a GenBank genome assembly. NCBI's taxonomy places the organism in Eukaryota, Fungi, Glomeromycota, Glomeromycetes, Diversisporales, Gigasporaceae.